AUGGGUGAUGAUGACAAGUUUGCUGAUUUCUAUGCUAGGCUCAGUGUUGUUGUGAAUGGUUGUUUCAACUUAGGAGAUCCCAUACCUCAGCACAGAAUAGUCAAGAAAAUACUCAGGUCUCUUCCUAUGAAAUAUCAUUCCAAGAAGAUAGCCAUUCAAGAGUUGAAGGACCUGAAUACCUAUAAUCUGCAAGAAUUGAUUGGAAACUUAACCACAUAUGAGAUGGAACUCCCUGAUGAAAUGAAGAGCAAAAGCAUAGCUCUUAAAGUGAAGAAAGACAUUGAAGAUGAGUCAACAGAUGAAGAGGAUGCUGAUGAAGAUGAAAUUGAUCUUGUCACAAGAAAAUUCAGAAAAUUUCUCAAGGAUAGGAAAUCCAAAAGAAGUGAAUCAAGGUUUGACUCAAGCUCCAAGAAUACAAGAAUAAAAGAAAAGCCGGGUAAUAAGGUUUUAAGGUUUGAAAGAGCACAUGAAAAAAGAAACAACAAUGCUCCAAAGUGUUUUGCAUGUGAAGGGUUUGGUCACAUUGCAUCUGAAUGUGCAAAUACCUUGAAGAAGUCCAAGAAUAAACGGAAUAAAGCAAUGAAUGUUACUUGGAGUGACAGUGAAGACGACUCUAUGCUUGAAAGUGAUUCUGAAGUGGUGGCCUUGGUAGGAUUAACGACUACUGGUGAUGAGUCUGAAGUUGAAGAAUUUGAUCUUGAGGAAGUAAUGCAACAAUAUAUCAUGUUGUCUGAGGCUUUAAAAGAAUUGAAGAAAAGAAAUUUAGAAUUGAGUAAUGAAGUUGAGAACUUGGAGACUAAUAUUAGUAGGACUGAAGCUGGAUUUCAAUCUCAAUUGGAGGCAGGUGAUGCAGUGAGAAAGUCUCUUGUGGAGGACUUUCAAUCCCUUCAACAAAAGUACCAAGAGAGAUGUGAUAAAGUUGAGGAGCUUAAAACUGAAAAGGCUUGUCUGUUAUAUGAGCUUGAGCAAAUGAAAACCAAGGCUGGAUGCAAUUCUUCAAGUGGUGAAAAGUUAGAAAAUAUUCUAAUGAUUGGUAAAAAAUUUGGAGAUAAACAUGGCCUGGGAUAUGAUGCUGAAAGUUCAUCCAAAGGAGAGCAUGUCACCAAGUUUGUUAAAGGUUCUGAUCAUUCCUCGUCACAAUCCACUUUCCCUGUGCGUGAAGAACCUAAACCAAUGUUGAAGAAUUUUGUGCCUGUGUGUCAUCAUUGUGGAAAGAGAGGACAUAUAAGACCGAGGUGCAAUCAACUAAGAAAGAAUUCUUCGAAUGACAAGAAGCCACUCAUGAAUAAAAAGAAAGAAUAUCUUCAAGAAAAGUCUUCAAGAAAAGCUGGCAUUUCUUUUGAAAGAAGUAAAUAA
This is a messenger RNA of Rosa chinensis, 1356 nucleotides long. RefSeq lists its product as uncharacterized. The record is from RefSeq and is a predicted model, not a curated record. Bases 1 to 1356 code for a protein of 451 amino acids. Gene Ontology annotation, molecular function: zinc ion binding; nucleic acid binding. The transcript has a single exon. NCBI's taxonomy places the organism in Eukaryota, Viridiplantae, Streptophyta, Magnoliopsida, Rosales, Rosaceae.